AUGACUCUGACGCAUAUAUCUUCCGAAAAACUUCAUCAAACCCAACAAUGUACAAGCAAUGUUCGGAAUAUUUGCAUCAUUGCUCACGUCGACCACGGUAAAACAACACUCUCCGAUUUUCUUGUUUCCAGUAAUGGAAUUAUUUCUACCAAUCUUGCAGGCAAAAUGAGAUAUAUGGAUAGCACAGCCUACGAGCAAGAAAAACGAAUUACAAUGAAAUCUAGUGCUAUUUGUUUAUUAUAUCGACGAAAGGAGGAAAUCCAAUCAUCCUCUCAAAACGAAGUUUCACAACAAUCAGAUUCUUCUUCUUCAACAAUCACUAAAGAUUAUGUCAUCAACUUGAUUGACUCUCCAGGACAUGUCGAUUUCAGUAGUGAAGUAUCGACGGCUGCUCGUCUCAGCGAUGGAUGCCUUGUCUUGGUUGAUGUUGUAGAAGGUGUUUGUACUCAAACACGAACAGUUCUAGAACAAGCAUUCAGAGAACACAUUAAACCAUGCUUGGUUUUAAACAAAAUUGAUCGAUUAAUUUUGGAAAAACAAAUGACACCAAUGGAGGCUUACCGACAAAUGUUGCACAUUUUGCAACAGGUCAAUGUCUUAAUGACAACAUUUGUGACCGCACAAUUAUUUAAAAAAAUCAACACAGAUGAAGAGACAACUGACAACAAGGAGAACGCUGAAGAUAGCUCAGACGUAACGAAAACCAAACAAGUUUAUUCAAACGUAUUUGAUGAGUAUCAAGUGGAUAGUAAUGAUUUCUUUUCCCCUCAAAAAGGAAACGUGUUAUUCGCUAGCGCCUAUGACGGAUGGGGAUUUAGAAUUAAUGAAUUUGCUGAACUAUUUUCUAAGAAAAUGGGCAUGAAUAAGAACACUCUGCAACAAACAUUGUGGGGCGAUUUUUAUCUCAAUGCUAAAAAGAAAACUAUUUCUAAAAAGCCACUUCGUGACGAUCAGCCUAACAUGUUCGUUCAAUUUAUCUUGCAAAACAUUUACAACGCCUAUGACUGUGUGUUGAUAAAUAGAGAUGAAGAGAAGAUCAAGAAAAUGAUUCAAUCGUUAGAGUUGAACUUAUCAAAGGCAUUUCUCUCCAAAAAUGAUCACAAGACUCAAUUGAAAACAUUAAUGAAUCAAUGGUUGCCACUUUCAGACUCUAUCUUGGAAAUGGUUGUGACUAAAUUACCCAAUCCUCAAGAGGCACAAAAAGAACGUAUUUUAGAUUUGAUACCUGAAUUGAAAACUGUGGAUGAAAAAGACUUUACUCAAGAUAAUGUUCCAUUGGGCGGAGACGCUUCUGAUAAUAAGUUAUCGAAAUUAAUUCAUGACAUCCGAGUACAAAGAAGAAAGUUGAAGAAAAAUUUAUUGGAGUGCGACAAGAGUGACAAUGCUGAAGUAAUGAUCUUUGUCUCUAAAAUGUUCGAAGCAGAUGAAUUGCCAACACAAGGUGGAUCUUCAUCCAAAAUGGAUCACAUCCAACUUCAACGAGAACGAUUGAAAAAGUUGAGAGAAGAGAGAUUGAAGCAAAAGAGUAUGGGUGUGCAAGCUCAAGCAUCACUCGAUAGUGAAACAAGUACAUUGGAGGAGCAACAAGAUCAACAUCAACAACAACAAGAAGACAAACCUUCUAGUAGUGAAAUUAAUCACAACACCACCACCACCGUCACCACUACUGCUGAUGAGCAUCAAAAAAAGAGUGUAUCCUUCGAGUCAAUGCCAUCUUCCAGCACUCACAAUAUCGCUAACGACGAUGAAGAAGAAGAAGGCACAAAUGGAGCACUCUCUACGGCAGCCAUUGCUACCAACAAAUUAGUGGCAUUUUGUAGAAUUUUCAGUGGAACGAUCCGAGUUGGACAAACCUUACACAUUCUUGGACCACGAUACAAUGCAUCAUCUCCCAACGAGGAUCGAAUUGAAUUCAAAGUUGAAAGAUUGUAUCUUCUCAUGGGCAGAGGAUUGGAAUGUGUGGACAGUGUUGCAGCUGGUAAUGUAUUUGGACUGGGAGGAGUUGGGAAACACAUUCUCAAAACAGCAACCAUUUCAUCGAGUAUUUAUUCACCCAUCUUCUCAUCCAUGUACAUUCAAUCCAUUCCCAUUGUGAGAUUUGCUAUUGAGCCAAAGAAUUUAAUGGACAUGCCUAAACUUGUCCGUGGAUUGAAGUUAUUGAAUCAAGCAGAUCCUUCCGUUGAAGUUCUUGUUCAAGAAACUGGAGAACAUGUCAUUGUCACGGCAGGUGAAGUGCAUGCAGAGCGUUGCAUUCGAGAUUUGAAUGAAAAAUUUGCAAAAGUACCCAUUACUGUCUCUCCACCAUUGGUGAGUUUUAGAGAAACCAUUGUGGAACCACCACAAGUAGUGACUGAGAGUGGUGCUCUUUCACAACCUCCAUCCAUUGCUAAAAAGAAAACAGCCAAUAAGAAAUGGACCAUUCUUAUUAAGGCCAUUCCUCUCCCAGAUAACAUUGCAUCAUUCAUUGACAAACAUAGAGACGAUCUGAGAGCUUACUUUUCUAAUCAUGAUUUAAAGAGAACUGCAGUCUUUGUCACCUCUGAAGUUAUUGAUCAAUUGAGAAUGGAAUUUGUGAAAGCUGGAAAACAAUGGGAACAAGAGUGGGACAAUUUGUGGUGUUUGGGACCUCGACGUAUUGGACCCAAUAUUCUCCUGAAUCAUAUCAGUGAUUAUAGACCUCCAUAUUUUGAACCAUUGCAUAAGCAAAUUUCAAACAUGUUGUUGUCGAGUGGUGUCAAGCAGUCGCAAAAUACUCUUAAAAGUAGCAGUGUUGCUGAUGAGGAGGAGAAUACAUUGACACUCUCAACUACUACAGCUGCUGCCACUACUUCUAACACGACAACAAGAUCAAACACAGGUCCAAAAACAACACUCACUCCUGAACAGCAACAACAACGUGUGGAAUUACUGAAACAAUUCGAUCACUCAUUCAUUUCUGGCUUCCAAUUAGCAACAGCAUCUGGACCAUUGUGUGAUGAACCCAUGUAUGGAGUAUGCUUUUGUGUUGAGGAUGUGAUUUUUGAAGAGAAGAAUACAUUGCAAGGAUCUUUACCAUCUCCUGGCUCUGUCUCUCCACACGUGAAUUCCAUGAGUAGUAGUGACACAACAAGUAUUUCACAAACUCCUCAAGCAUCAUCAUCAUCACAAGAAUUGACUACCACCAACACUACUACUUCUCCAGGAUUCAUCUCAACCGAAUAUCAAGAUCAUGGUGGACCAUUCACAGGUCAAAUUAUGAGUGCUGUGAAAGGUGCAUGUCGUAAAGCAUUUGAUUCAAGUCCAAGAAGACUUGUCGAAGCCAUGUAUCACUGUGAAAUUCAAGCAAGCAAUGAAAGUGUUGGAUCUGUGUGUGAUGUAUUGAGAAGACGUCGUGCCAAGAUUUAUUCUGACGAUAUGGAAGAAGGAAGUAAUUUGUUCAUUAUUCAAUGUUAUUUACCUGUUGCUGAAAGUUUUGGAUUUGCAGAGGAAUUGAGAACUAAAACAAGUGGUGCUGCUCAACCUCAAAUUGCCUUCUCACAUUGGCAAAUUUUAGAAGUCGAUCCAUUCUAUGUUCCCACAACAGAGGAUGAAUUGGAAGAGUGGGGAGAACGAGGACUUGCCAAUAUUCCAAAUAUUGCAAAACAAUAUAUUGACCAAGUGAGAAAGAGAAAGGGUUUAAUGUUGGAUAAGAAGAUUGUGGAAUUUGGAGAGAAACAACGAACACUUUCAAAGAAGAAGUAA
Molecule: messenger RNA, 3720 nt
Organism: Naegleria fowleri
Lineage: Eukaryota; Heterolobosea; Eutetramitea; Acrasida; Naegleriidae
Exons: 1
Coding region: 1-3720 (1239 amino acids)
Biological process (GO): cytosolic ribosome assembly
Cellular component (GO): cytosol; ribonucleoprotein complex
Molecular function (GO): GTP binding; GTPase activity; ribosome binding
Source: RefSeq, a predicted model, not a curated record